Varanus komodoensis (Komodo dragon) is the source of this 2229-nucleotide messenger RNA. RefSeq names its product microtubule associated protein 9 (gene MAP9). Gene Ontology annotation, cellular component: astral microtubule. The transcript has 13 exons. The record is from RefSeq and is a predicted model, not a curated record. Gene Ontology annotation, biological process: mitotic cytokinesis; regulation of mitotic cytokinesis; mitotic spindle assembly. NCBI's taxonomy places the organism in Eukaryota, Metazoa, Chordata, Lepidosauria, Squamata, Varanidae. The coding region runs from base 1 to 2229 and encodes 742 amino acids. Gene Ontology annotation, molecular function: microtubule binding.
AUGUCUGAUGAAGAUAAUAUCAGUACGUUAGCUUACACCAAGAGUCCAAAGUUCUCCAAAAGAACCACUUUUCAGGAAGAGCUACAAGAAGCACUUCUUGCUCGUGCAGCACGACAAUCUGCUGAAUAUUCAGAAGAUUUUGAGAGUGAUGAAGGAGCUACUGAUGAAGAGUUUCCUGAAACUGUGGAAAACACCCCAAAGAAAUCAGUUGGCUUUACACUACCAGUAUCCAAGUAUAAUCUUUUUAAUGGGAGCACUUUGAAAACGGAAAGUGCAAAUGACUUGUCUUCAUCAGAUGAAGAUGAGAGACCUCAAUACGUGUCCAUGCUGGAGAGAGAUGUUUUGAGCGAAGAGAGGCAAGCUAUCCCCUUUUCCUUAACUGAACAUUCUGGGUCGUGUGAAAGGAAUGCAGCAAAAAAAUCUGUUCCAUUUGAAAUAUCACUGCUAGAUCAUUCCUCUUUCAAGAAAGAAACUGAUGAUGACUUGGCCCUGCCAAAGGAUGAAGAGAGACCACAAGAAACAACCAUGCUGGAGGGUAAACAUCUAAGUGAAGAGGUGCAAGAAGAUGACUCAGUUUCUGAAGAAGGGUCAGGUUUUGAGGAAGAUCAAGAGGAUGAGGCGCCUGUGAUUGAACUGCAUUUGGAAAGGGAUGAUAUGGCUCAGGAGAAACCUGAAAUCAAGCCAGUGCCAAAACCAAGGGAAUUCAAGACCAAAACAGCAUCAGCAUCAGCUGAGAAUAUCAGCAUUCCUGCACUGUAUGAUUAUUCAAAGCCAUCUCCUCAGCCCAGGAGUGUUUUGAGAAAAAGUAGCCAUGUGGAAGACUACGAGGGAACCAAGGCAGAGGAUAGAGCAUCAUACAGCCGCAGAUCAUUUUCAUUGUCUGCACCAUCUUCUAAAACAAGCCUAAAUAAUCAAGUGUUGAAAUUUGAAAAAAGAGCACUUUCGGAAAGUCCUGGUCCUGAGGGCCCAUGGAUUACAAGCUCUGCAUCUCCAUUCCCUAUUCAUUUUUCAUCGCUGGAUGAGAGAACUGGAGAUUCCAACUUGGCAAUACCUCAUGAAGAAUCUUCAAAAGAGGAUGAACCAAAAGAAAUGGAUAACUGCAAUGAUCUCAGAUUGCAGGAGAGUGGCAGAGAGUCUCCUUCUGUGAUAGAACUUAUGAUGACAACAGUUUAUGAGAAAAAUAAGAAAGCACACAAGUCAACUGAAGAUUAUCUAGAAGAAAAGCUACAAGCGUUAGAACAUAGUGCCACUGAGGAUGGACCAAAUGUGAAAACAAAGGAUGAUAAAUCAGAACAGAAGGUCACUCUAAAUAUUUCAAAGAGUGUUCUUGGAGCUUCAAAGGAUUCAGUAAAGGAGGAAGGUGAAGAAAAAGCAUCCAUUCAGCAAAAGUCAAAAUCUUCAAUAAGCAGAUCUUUGAGCUCUACGUACUUGAAGAAAACUGGGAAGCAGUCUCCUAUCCCAACAAGUACUUCUUCUCAGUACUUAGGAACAUUAAAGGUCUUAGACAACAAGCAUUUACAAAAAUACAGUGCUGAACUUGAUAAAGCAGACAGUUUACGAGCAGCUGUUUAUCAGGACUGGUUGGAAAAGAAAAGAAUCUUCCUGUUAGAGCUACAAAGAAUAAAAAGAAACAAAGCUGAGAGCUUGCGGGAUAAAAAUGAAAAGAAAGAAGCUGCUAAAAAAGAAGAAGCACUUGCAUCCUUUGAAGCUUGGAAGGCUAUGAAACAAAGAGAAGCAAAGAAAAUGGCUGAGAAAAAAAGGUUGGAAGAGGCAAAGAAAAAGGAAGAAGCAGAACUAAAUGAAAAGAAAAAGGAAGAGGCACAAAAGGCUUUUGAGAAAUGGAAAGAAAAGAAAGCAGAGUAUUUAAAACAGCAAAUACGAAGAGAAAAAAGAAUUGAAAGGUUAAAAAAGAAGAAAGAAGAGGAGAUUGUUGCAGAGAAGAAAAAAGACAGCAGGUCUGCUGUUGAAAAAUGGAAUGAGAAAAAAGAAGAAUUCAUGAAGCAAAAGAAAAAAGAAAAAAUCCAAGAAAGGAAAAAGCAAGUAGAAGAUCUAGUUGAAAAGCAAGCAAAAGAUAAAAGAGCUAUAGAGGAAUAUGAAAAGUGGCUAGUAAGUAAGGAGAUGAAUGAAAGGAUUCAAAGCAAGCAAAAGAAGCUCCAGGUCAUUCUCGAGGAUGAAACUCCACCUCCAUGGAGCCCUCCUGGCAAAGCUGUGUCCUCAAGAAGCUAUUGA